Xiphias gladius (swordfish) is the source of this 3466-nucleotide messenger RNA. It is a transcript of the gene ptpn11b, whose product is annotated as protein tyrosine phosphatase non-receptor type 11b. Bases 90 to 1877 code for a protein of 595 amino acids. The transcript is spliced from 16 exons. Gene Ontology annotation, molecular function: protein tyrosine phosphatase activity. NCBI's taxonomy places the organism in Eukaryota, Metazoa, Chordata, Actinopteri, Istiophoriformes, Xiphiidae. Gene Ontology annotation, biological process: protein dephosphorylation. The record is from RefSeq and is a predicted model, not a curated record.
AGGUUAAACAGAUCGCUCACUCUUCACAGCGACUCAGUAGAGGCACAGGGGGAACGUUUGAGGACAAUUGACAGCUUUCGGAGACUGCUAUGACAUCUCGCAGGUGGUUCCACCCCAACAUCACUGGAAUAGAGGCAGAGCAGCUCCUGUUGACCCGGGGCGUCCACGGCAGUUUCUUGGCCCGGCCCAGCAAGAGCAAUCCAGGGGAUUUCACCCUCUCUGUUAGGCGUAAUGAUGAGGUGACCCACAUUAAGAUCCAGAACUCAGGCGACUACUACGACCUGUACGGAGGCGAGAAGUUUGCCACACUGGCCGAGCUGGUGCAGUAUUACACAGAGCAACAGGAUCUGCUGCGCGAGAGGAACGGCCAUGUCAUCGAGCUCAAGUACCCACUCAACUGCAAGGACCCCACCUCUGAGAGGUGGUACCAUGGACACCUCUCUGGGCGAGAUGCAGAGAAACUGCUCACAGACAAAGGCAAGGCUGGCAGUUUCCUGGUACGGGAGAGCCAGAGUAAACCAGGGGACUUCGUCCUCUCAGUUCUCACCAAUGAGGAGAAACACGAAAAUGUGGAUCGCAAGAUCAAGGUCACACAUGUUAUGAUACACUACCAGCAGGACGGUAAAUAUGACGUGGGUGGAGGUGAGAGGUUUGACACCCUGGCUGACCUGGUGGAUCACUACAAGAAGAACCCCAUGGUGGAGAAAAGUGGCAUCGUAGUGCACCUCAAACAGCCCUUUAAUGCCACAAGGAUAAAUGCAGCCAAUAUCGAGAACCGGGUACGAGAGCUCAACAAAGUAGCAGACAACUCUGAGAAGCCCAAGCAAGGAUUCUGGGAAGAAUUUGAGGUACUUCAGCAGCAGGAGUGCAAACUGCUGUAUCCCCGGAAAGAAGGCCAGAAGCCAGAAAACAAGAGUAAAAACAGAUACAAGAAUAUCCUCCCCUUCGACACAACUCGUGUGGAAAUCAGGGAAUCAGAUCCAGAUGUUCCUGGUUCAGACUACAUCAAUGCCAACUACAUCAGAAGUAUGCAUGAAGAGGGGCGCCACAUGAAGGAGGGCAAAGUCUUCAUCGCCACCCAGGGGUGCCUACAGAAUACAGUGAUUGACUUCUGGAAGAUGGUGUAUCAGGAGAAUACACACGUCAUCGUCAUGACCACAAAGGAGAUAGAGCGAGGACGGAACAAAUGUGUCCGUUACUGGCCAGACCUCCAUGCCACCAAGGAGUUCGGGAAGGUGCUAGUGAGGAACGUGGACGAGCGGCCAGCACAAGACUACAUCCUGAGGAAGCUGGAGGUGACCCAUCUGGACCGGAAGGAGCCUCUGAGGUACAUCUGGCACUAUCAGUACCUGAGCUGGCCAGACCACGGGGUGCCCAAUGAGCCUGGUGGUGUGCUCUGGUUCCUAGAGGAGGUCAACCGCACACAGAGCACCAUUCCAGACACUGGACCCAUUGUUGUCCAUUGCAGUGCAGGCAUCGGCAGGACAGGCACCAUUAUCGUCAUUGACAUCCUCAUCGAUGUUAUUAACCGCCAAGGUCUAGAUUGUGACAUCGACAUCCCUAAGACCAUCCAGAGGGUACGGCAGCAGAGGUCGGGCAUGGUGCAGACAGAGGCCCAGUAUAAGUUCAUCUACAUGGCUGUGCAGCAGUACAUAGACACGGCUCAGAAAAGACUGGAGGAGGAGCAGAGGAAUAAGAUGAAGGAGAGGGAAUAUUCCAAUAUCAAAUAUCCCCAGAUGACCAACUCAAGGUCCAAACCGAACAUGGCAUCCUCGCGCUCUUCUUCUGUGAUGACAAAUGAGGAUUCGUCGAGUGUGUACGAGAACAUAAACUUUAAAAGCCCUCAGACGCCUUUCAGCAGUAACACCAGGAGGUAAAACUGUCAGGACCUCCACCUCUCUCUGUCUGCCUCUUUUUUCAGUGGAGGUGUUGCUUCAUCAGCGCCUCGAAAAUCCCUUGGGGGAGGAGGGAGUGUGGUGCUCUAAUUAACCCCCUCACCAGUGGACCCUGCCCGGGCUGAAGGUGGCGAGCUGACUCCUCUCUUGCUGCCGUCCUGCUGGUCCUCUCUGUUUGGAGUAAAAACCUCACCUUCCAUGGAGAGGAGGACUCUACAGCAUAGCACCCGUGCUCAGUGCCUCUGUCCUCCCCCCGUUUCUCUCCCCCUUGCCCCAGUUUCCAGAGCUCCUCCCUCUCUUAACAAGCGAAAGUGCCUUGUCAGAGGAUGUGUCUGUAAUCUAGCCUUCCCAAACCUGCUCUUAAAUCUAUACUAUUUUCUACUACUAUUUUCCAAACCCUGGAAACCCAAGUUGACGUAGGAAACAACCUGUUUUUCCCUUGGAUGACGGAUACUGAACACGGAGUCUGCCCUGGCCUGAAAUGAACAGAGCUGUGCGGGACCCAAGAAGAGGUCAAAGCUAAGCUGUUUGUCCGCUUGUUGGCAGAAAUCACCGUGUUCGCUCUCUCUCUUCCCCUGUCUUUGCUGGCUGUCAUUUUGAACUCAAACCUAAGACUGUUUUUGCUGCGUUCUGUCUCUCCAGCUGUGGUGGUUAUUAAUGUGAAUGCAGAGUGAUAGGGAGGGCAGUUACAUAACCUGCUAAAGGAUCUUGAGGCACAGGAAGGGCAAGCAAGCCCUCUCUUCUUCAAAAAAAAAAAAUAAGUUGUCAUUUUAAUUUUGGGUGUAAAAGUGGAUUCUUUUUAUAUAGAUUUUUUGCAGAUUUGAUCGAUUUUCAAAGUGUUGUUCUGAAAGAGUUGCAUGCAAUCUCCUGUGCUGUUACAAAUGCAAAUCAGCUGUUCUGUUAUUGUUCUUUAACGGAAUAGGAGACCAUUUUUUACCUAUUUCUUAUGGUUACUUGGACAUACACAUCAGUCCUGUCUGUCCUCCGUCAUCUGAAAAUGGCCUCUAGUUGUCCCACUUUGAGUAUUUUUUUUUUUCUUAUCUUUUUUUCAGUCCUUUUAAUCAGUUUCUUUUCAUUAUUAUGCCUCUGCACCAGCGACAGCUGUGGCCGGAGGCAUUUUCAGUUUGUUUGUCCAUCCGUCCAUCCUUCCCAUUCUCGUCAAUGCAAUAUCUCAGGAAACGCCUUGACAGAAUUUCUUCAAAUUUGGCACAAACAUUCACUUCAACUCAAGGAUGAACUGAUUUGGUGGUCAAAAGGUUACUUUGACCAAACAAAACACAUUUUUGGCCAUUACUCAAGAAUUCAUAGGAUAAUUAUGACAAAAUACGCUUAAUACCUUUUAUUAAAUUCCUUCAAAGUCUUCACUACAUAUAUUAUAUGAGAAUGGACAGAUAUGGAUGUAAGCUGCAACUUGACUGGUUGGCAGAGGCUUAAAACCUCAAGACGGUAAAUCUAGUUUCUUGGUGUUUUUGUUGAUGCUGUUGGUUUCAUGGUUGUUUAACAUUUGAGAUGUUUAUUUUUUAAAUACAUCUAUAUUUAUAAAGGAGCAUAAUGGUGGUAGAGAUGAUAUU